AUGCGAAAGAUUAGGCAAGGAGUGUGCAUAUGGAGCCUCGUUGAGAAAACGAGGGCCACGCACUCGAUCGCAAGAGCGGCCGCACCAACAGACCCAGCAUCCAAUAGCCCAGACAGUGAUACAUCACCGCUACUGGAAGACACUCCUGGAGCUUCUUCUUCUGAAGCUUUUGCUGAUACUUUCAACACGAAUAGCGCAGGGCUCGUUGAUGAAGAAAAUAAGUUCACCGCCUACGAUCCGGUCGAUGCCGGGAUUUUGCAAGGGAGCGAAGCGACAGAGCUUCUCGAUGAGUUCCGUCGCGAUUACACGGACUGCUUCCCUUUUGUUGUCGUGGAUCCUGCGUUGGACGUCGAUACGCUAAGACAAGAACAACCUUUCCUCUUCCUUUCCAUCAUGUCGAUCAUGGCUUAUCGAACGCCAAGCAUACAACGUGCUUUAGGCGAAGCUUUCAGACGUCAGAUCGGGACACGAAUAGUCGGAAGCUCACAUAAAGGUUUGGAGAUGCUACAGGGACUUCUGCUUUACUCAGCCUACUACCACUACUAUUACCGUCCUAGACAGCAGCAGCUCGUUCUAAUGACACAAAUAUUGUCGGUCAAGGCUAAGAGUCGUGGCUUCUCGGAUGCUCCCUCCGUCCUCACAAAUGCAGAGAACAGAGCUAUGCUGGGCACCUUUUAUAUUGCCGCAGCGUUUGCACAAGCGUGGCGAAAGCGCACUACCGUGCCUUACACACGAGCACUUGCUCGUGCUUGUCAAGAUUUCUCUCAAAGACCAGAGUUUGAUUCUGAUCUCCUCAUUACGCCUCUUGUACAGUCGAGUGAGCUGAUGUGUCGCAUCAACGAUUGUUUCUCGUACGAUGAAAUUGAGGAUUCAGACAUCAAUGGAGAUACAUUGCUGAAACUGUCGACGAACAAUUUCAGCGCGGAGAUUCAGCGGUUACGGGAUGCUAUACCAGAGUCUAUACGAGGGAACAAUACCGUGCGCUUAGGCUUUGACAUGCUUAAUGUGAUGGUGUACGAAUGCUCGAUUCACAGCACUUUGUGGCGUAAUUCACCUUCAGAUCGAUCCUCGACAAUGACCCAUGCACGGAUCAUUAUGCUUCAACGCUCCUUACUGGCCUCGCAAAACUUUGCGCGUUCGCUUCUUGCGACACCGACAUCUUCACUGAACGGAUUGAACUGCACCACCUGGGGAGGGUGGUUUUAUUCGACAGUCCUCGUACUAAAAAUCAUUGUCCUGCAGAGGUUCGGCGAAACAGACUCUGCACGCGUGAACAGCGUGCCGCAUACAGUCGGCGAUCUUCUGCUCAAGAUCAUGGUGGCAGCACGACAAGAAGAUCUCUAUCUCGAAGAGUGGGAGCUUGUGACGCUAUUUAGAGUCUUUCAUUCAAAAGAAGAGGAUCGACCAGUAACGCAAAAGCCUUAUUUUAUGAAGGUCGCAACACUGCAAACGGCGUUGCUAGAUGAGAUAAAGAAGAUGGCGUGUUUUCGACCCGAUGAUGUCCACAUACAGCAACCCGAGUAUGAUAUCCCGACAUCAGGCUAUUCAGGAGGGGUAUCUCAGGGUUAUGAACAUCAACAAACUCUGAGUGGCCAAUUCCAAGACCCGGGGUCAAUGGACCCUGAUGCGGCCUUCGGUUUUGGGAACCCAAACAAUAUGGCCACAUUCGGGUUUCAGCAGGGACAACAGCCCCCAGUGGAUGAUUGGCUGUGGAACAUGGUUUUGAAUGAUGUCAACAUGUUCACAAUGUAG
This is a messenger RNA of Parastagonospora nodorum SN15, 1752 nucleotides long. RefSeq lists its product as hypothetical. The transcript has 7 exons. NCBI's taxonomy places the organism in Eukaryota, Fungi, Ascomycota, Dothideomycetes, Pleosporales, Phaeosphaeriaceae. The record is from RefSeq and is a predicted model, not a curated record. Gene Ontology annotation, molecular function: DNA-binding transcription factor activity, RNA polymerase II-specific; transcription cis-regulatory region binding. The coding region runs from base 1 to 1752 and encodes 583 amino acids. Gene Ontology annotation, cellular component: nucleus. Gene Ontology annotation, biological process: regulation of DNA-templated transcription.